AACUUUGGACUCCAGAAGAAGAGCUGAGAGAUACAGUGGAGACUCUUCAGGACGGGAGACUAAGUUAAUUGGAUUUUGGCUGGCUCUCUGUCGUUUUGGGCUCUUCUUUGAUUUUACACCAAAGCAGGGAAGUUAUGGAGCACUACCACGAUCAGGGCUGUGAUGGCACUGAGCUGCUCGACUGGCUGUUUGAUCAAAAUGAAGGAAUCCUCCGUCAUGUGGAAACCGGACACCAUAGCAACCAUCACUCUUGGCCAAUCCAGGACCCCAAUCAGAUACUGCAGGCGGACCAACAGGGAGAUGAUUACUUUCUAAAUGCCCUCCUGAGUGGAAGUGAGUCUGUGUCAGCCUCGCCACUCUGGUCCCCGUCUCCUAGUGACAGUGGGAUCAGUGAGGACCCUCCUUCAGACCAGAUGGACAGUCCUGGGCGUCCUGAAAGCCCGCCUGGGUACAAUCAGUCCUUUGGCAUCAAACCCCCAACCAAGGCAGCUCUGGAAGCCAAUGUCUCCCUUGACCUCAACGGCUGGGACCUCGGCUUCGCAACAGGAAAGACGAGGAUUACACAAUAUCCUUCUGAUGUACACAGACCACAGCUGUCCUCCGGCUUCCCGCUAACUGUCAAAGAUCUGCUGCUAUCUGGCACACCGGAGCCACAACCCCCACAGCCUUCCCAGAAGUCAAUUCAAGAGUUGGUUCUCAAUGAAGACGAGAAGAAGCUUUUAGCGAAGGAGGGGGUCACUCUUCCCAGCCAGCUACCUCUCACAAAGUAUGAAGAACGGAUUCUGAAGAAAAUACGCAGAAAGAUUCGCAACAAGCAGUCGGCCCAGGAGAGCAGGAAGAAGAAGAAGGAAUACAUCGAUGGUCUGGAGAACAGGAUGACUGCUUGCAGUGCACACAACCAGGAACUGCAGAGAAAAGUGUCGCAGCUGGAGAAAUGCAACAUGUCUCUAAUGGAACAACUGCGCAGGCUGCAGGCUCUGGUCAUGAAUUCAUCCAACAAGCCGGCCCAGACUGGCACAUGUGUACUGGUGCUUCUGCUGUCCUUCUCCCUAAUCCUGUUGCCCAGCCUCAAGCCAUUCUCUGACACCAAGGUCAGCCAAGGAGACUUCAGUCCAGUCAGAAUCCAGUCACGGUCCCUGCAGAACAUUCAGGCUUCCCGUGUGCUGCACGUCGCUGACUCCCCGUUCUCCACCGAGGAUGAAUCGGAGCCUCUGCACCGGCAUUUCUCAGGAGACCGAGGAUUGGAAGAUAUCACCGCACUGAUGGGAAAGGUGGGAGUGAACCAAGAACAGUCCACCGUGGAGUCCAUGUCUCUAAACAGCAGUCAGGAAGACAGAAUGGAUCAUUUCCAUGUAGAUCCAAUUACCGGUCACAUAGAUACUGUGACCCUGAAUCCCCACCGCUCUGCCCACCUACAACCAAAUGCUGAUGGCAUGUAAGGGAAAUAAAUAAAGUAGCCUAUAUAAACUUCCCAAAUUGUCUUCCUUCUAAUGGUAGAGCUGGGAAAUAUCAGGGAAUUUUGUUUACACAAACAGGGAAAUUAAGUUUUAAUCAUUCCUGUUUUACCUUUAAUGCAUGUUUAGUCUGUAUGUGUUUUCCUUAUUUGUGAUGCUAUUUUAUAUCAAUAUAUCCAUUUGAAUCUUACAGUUGCCUGUUAUCAUGGACUGUAUGUGCUUUGCCUUCUGGCUUUGAUAAAUUGCCAGAGUAAAUUUGUAUUAGAGACAGUCGAAAACUGGCUAAAUGCAGCUGCGAUGGUAUGUACAGUUUUGAUCUAAAUGGAUAAUUUCUGAAAUGUUAAAGGAAUUUGAAAGCAUGUUUUCUCUGAAGAGGGUAAAUUUGUUCAUGGAUGAAAGUGCCUCCAAAUAAAAAGAUGUCAACACAAGA
Molecule: messenger RNA, 1884 nt
Organism: Acanthochromis polyacanthus (spiny chromis)
Lineage: Eukaryota; Metazoa; Chordata; Actinopteri; Pomacentridae
Gene: creb3l3a
Product: cAMP responsive element binding protein 3-like 3a
Exons: 10
Coding region: 135-1439 (434 amino acids)
Biological process (GO): regulation of transcription by RNA polymerase II
Cellular component (GO): nucleus
Molecular function (GO): DNA-binding transcription factor activity, RNA polymerase II-specific; RNA polymerase II cis-regulatory region sequence-specific DNA binding
Source: RefSeq, a predicted model, not a curated record